AUGCUUAAUAUUCCAAUCGAAAAAGGGAAAAAGUUUGGGUUAAAUGUGGUGGAUAGUGACAACCAUGUAUAUGUAACUCAUAUAGACGAAGGUUCUAUGUGUACUAGUUAUUUGAGAAAGUUUGACAGAAUCUGUGAUGUGGACGGAACGCGUGUCACCGAUAAAGAACUAACAAAACGACAAAUUAUCAAAGGAUUAAAGGAAAAUCACAGGGCAACUAUAGUGGUUGAACGGCCAGCUAACGAAGAAAGGACCGCACAAGUAAAGCGAAUGCUGGAAUCAAUCGAGAACAAACCGCCAUCAGUUGUCCUUGAAGCGGAUGUAAAAGAUAUCUUGAAUCGAUACAGUUCAAAGCUCAAAACCAAUAGCUCACUGAAGCCGAGGUGUGCUCUUUCAAAGUCAAAUCGGACAAAGGUUCGCCAUAAAGUUCAUCUGAAUGACAAACAGAUGGAGACCGUCAACAUUGGAAUGGAUAACGAACAUCUGCAAGAAGAUCUGAUAAAAGUUCCUGAGAAGACAUACGAGACGUCAUUGGCGAAUCUCCAAAAGCAGCCUCAAGGAGCAGACUGA
Molecule: messenger RNA, 570 nt
Organism: Cooperia oncophora
Lineage: Eukaryota; Metazoa; Nematoda; Chromadorea; Rhabditida; Trichostrongylidae
Source: the annotation of a GenBank genome assembly